AUGAGCGACUCCUGCUUAUUGUGUAACGCCUCCGGCGUCCAUCCGAAAUGUGCGUGCGGGAAGGUCUUCUGCGCGGAGUGUCUCGUGGCUCACCGGAAGAAAGCCCACGGCGAGAACCCCAACAAGGAGUGGUCGCCAAUAGCCUGGAUACGAGGCGAGUAUCCCAGCCUAAUUGCCAACUGGAAGGCUGCUUUUGCCACGGACGAAAGCGCCAAAUGGUUCGGGUUCUACUUUGAGCGCAAGGGAAGCGAUGCUAGCGCGGAAUACGACGACCCACGGGAUACCCAUGGAAGAGGGAGACAUGGUGAAGGGAAGAUGGCACUGGAGGCGAAAAAUUUCCGACACAUUAUCGAGACUCCUAGGUUCUCGCUUCUAGUCGACCAGUCGCGGCAUCUCCGCGAGGAUAGCCCCAGGAGACAAUUCCCAAGGAUUGUUACUUUCGUGGGCAAGACGGGAUCCGGGAAGUCAACAAUGAUUAGAGCUCUUAUCUCAUUGACAGCCAAAGGCGACCUGGAACGGACACAAGCCCCGACACCUGCAGACCCCAAAGAGCCCGCAAGGCCCACAACAGGGGAAGUCAAUCUUUACCCGGAUCCUGGCACUUUUGGGACGGAGUCUCCACUGUUCUACGCCGACUGUGAAGGCUUCGGUGGUGGUCAGCCGCUUGCGGCCGACUACCAGAGUCUCUGGCAACAAUCCAAAGGGUCUAGACUCUACACCUUUCAAGGACAGCAUGCACAGUCUGUAGACCGCAAGCAUGCGGUGGAAGACGUCUACCCCCGGUUUCUCUACAUAGUCAGCGACGUCAUCUGCAUGGUAGUCAAGAACACCAAAACCCUGCCAAGCGUGGUCGCCCGGCUGCUCGAGUGGAGCCAGAUAGGCGCAGGGAACACAGUCAACCGAUACGCCCGACCUGCCGCACUUAUAGUGAUAAACAUGGACAGCACCAUGCUGGAAUGGGCCAGGAGUAAGGGAAAAAACUUGACAGAGGCCUUCCUGAUGAUAGGAGAGAAUGAACUAUUCAGCGACAGAAGGAUGAAGAUACUAGCAGAAAACUGUGGUGCCAAGACUAUGCGAGAGCUCCUUAACGUCCACUUCUCCGAGUUUCAUAUAUACUCCAUGCCACAGACCGACGACGGCGGCAAAAGGCUAACAACAGCGUCAGACGUGUGGAGCAAGGUCGGCGAAAUUUCACGUUGUCUCCAGCAGGCAUCGUGGAAUGUUCAUCGCCGCCGGGAGCAUAAUUGGAUCCGACUGGACUCUCAUCAGAUGAGCAUAGUCUUUGAUCGUGCCUUUCAGCACCUCGUAACCAGCAGGAGUGGUCCGUUCAAUUUUAAUCACACUCAGCAGGAGGUGCCGACUCCGCCGACCUUCAGACACUACCUCGUGCGAUUUUGCAGGAUCACAUUUUCUGGAGGGAUGCAGGAAGGCUUUGCCUAUUGUGCGUCCCUCAUCGCACAGUCGUUGGUAAUCGAGAGACUGAGAAGUAACGGCUAUGGUAGGUGGGCUGCACUGGUGGACAGAUGCGAUGUGCAUGCGUUGACAGGAAGCAAAGAUAUAGCACCGACCCCAGAUGCCGUUUUCACCAAGGCCAUUCGGGAGGACUGCACAGUCGCGGCGAGAGCGCUCUUCUACAGGUACCUCACAUGCGCGUAUAGAGACCCUCUGACCGGGGCCCGCUGCUUGAACACGAGGUCGGGGCACGAGGGCGGCCACCAACUGGACCGAGGUCCUAGCAACACGACGCUGAUUCGGCCUGGCAUGUUUGAGUUCGGAGAUUACACGCCAGGAGAGUUCGUCAGGGCCAUCGAAAAAAGCACGCGCGAGUUCACGUCUUCCUGUAAUCAAUUCGCUUCCACAGGCGACCGCAAAGUCUGGGCCAUGCAGAGGCAUAAAGAGACCCUUCAGACGGCGCCGCGGCCAGACUUCUGGGCUACAGCCUCCGACAGGGACAGGCCCUACGUCGACAACCUGCCAUGCAUCCCGUGCUUGUUCAGGAGGCCAGAAUAUCGCAUGCCCUGUGGCCACUACCUGUGCCAUGUCUGUAUUGAGCAACUCCAGGACCCCCAACUCUCAGCGGAACCGUCCGCCGUCGCAAUGCACUGGAGCUGCCCUAUCUGCGGCAUGAACGAGCCGGAAGAUGCGUGGCCCGUUGUGAUUCAGCAGGUGCCCCCAUUGGCGGGCAUUCGGAUCUUAUCGCUAGAUGGAGGCGGGGUGCGCGGGAUCCUUGAGGUACUUAUACUCCAGCGACUCGAGAAAACGAUAGGUCUGGAGAUUCCUAUCAGACACUUCUUCGAUCUCAUUGUCGGCACUAGCGCAGGUGGCCUCAUCGCCCUCGGUCUGGGCGUGCAUGGCUGGGACAUCGAUACUGCGGUCUCGAAAGUUGACGACCUCAGCCAGAAGAGUUUCAUGAAGAGGAGUGGGAUUGACAGCUUCUUUUUCGGCUGGUACUACAGGCGGAAACUUCAAUCCAUAUACGAGCCUGAGCCACUCGAAGAGGCAUUGAAGCGAGCGUUUCCGGCCACCACGACCCUCUUUGGCCUUCGUCCGCGGGAAUCUGGAUGCCUGUCGCACCUCCCACGGGUCGCCGUCACGACUAACCGGAACGGAGUAACCCACUACAUUGCCAAUUACGACGCUGGCGAUGGGAAGCGUCAUCUUGAAUCACGUCGACCCACCUGGGAGGCCGCCAGGGCUACUUCCGCGGCACCCUACUACUUCACACCAUUCCGCAGUGCGCAGGACGGAGACCUACUCAUCGACGGCGGCCUGCAGGAUAAUAACCCGGUUGACAUCGCCAGGCUGGAAGCCCGCAACUUGUGGUCCGAAAAUGUGCGGGUCGACACGCUCCUCUCGAUUGGGUCGGGUCAGUCUUACCGCGAUAACACCAUCCCCAACAUCUCUUACGUACCUGGCUGGGUGGGCAAGCUCGCCAAGAACUACUUCAGCUCGGUGAAUGGGGAGCAGAGGUUUUGGCAGUGCUGGAAUUCGUGGGACGAGAGGCAGAGGCAGAAGGCUCGGCGCCUGAACGUCCAUUUAGGCCAGGAGCGCUACGAUCUGGACGACAACUCCACGAAUACCAUCAAUGCGCUGAAGGAGUGGGCACGCACUUACAGCUUUACCCCGGAUUGGAGGACUUUGCGUUUCCAUGAAGCGGUCAUGGGAGUUGAGAACAAGGACUCGCUGUUAGAGGUCGCUACGAGGCUCAAGGCUUCCUUGUUCUAUUUCCGGCUCAGCAACAUUGAGUACUCCACAGCUAACCGUACAGCCGUGUUUAUUAGCGGGUCAAUAGGUUGCCGCAUUCGGACGACGGAAGACGGCGAUGCGCAGGCCGUGGGGCUUGAUGGGGCGAGAUCCUGGAGUUUGUUGGAGGAACAGACGAAAAUAUUCGUCGUCAGGGUUGGCGGUGAAAUCACUAUCAAUGUCACUCCCUGUUGGAAGCGAUCGACUUCAGGCAACCCCGAAACUGUGGUGGCUUUCGAGUGCGCGGAGCCGAAAACGAAAUCGAUCUCGUUCGAAGUGGGGUUCGAGAGGGAUGAUGAGACGCAACAAGCACCCAUCAGCGGAUGUCCCUAUGUAUUCGAGGACCUGGAAGCAUUCUGGAAGAGUCACCUUUCCGGUGCCACCCCAUGGAAGGCGUCCGUUGGUAACGACGAUCAUGACGAGUAG
Scedosporium apiospermum is the source of this 3669-nucleotide messenger RNA. RefSeq lists its product as uncharacterized. Gene Ontology annotation, biological process: arachidonate metabolic process. Gene Ontology annotation, cellular component: membrane. Lineage: Eukaryota; Fungi; Ascomycota; Sordariomycetes; Microascales; Microascaceae. The record is from RefSeq and is a predicted model, not a curated record. Gene Ontology annotation, molecular function: metal ion binding. Bases 1 to 3669 code for a protein of 1222 amino acids. The transcript is spliced from 6 exons.